This is a messenger RNA of Prorocentrum cordatum, 2257 nucleotides long. Lineage: Eukaryota; Dinophyceae; Prorocentrales; Prorocentraceae. The record is from the annotation of a GenBank genome assembly.
CGAUCGCCGCCGUCGCCAAUCGUCGACGUAGUCGGUUUUCGAAGAUUUUCGAGUGUCUUCGGAUACACUUCUCCACGACUCCGCAGCCAUUUGGCUCAAGUAGCGGUUUGGGCCACAGGCCGAAUCAAGUCAUUGCGUUGUCUGUGAACAGGCCGAGGCCAUCAACUGACAUGCGGGUCCGCGCGUCUUGGCCUCUUGUCUUGCUCCUCUCUCUUGCUCUCGUCCAGCCCGGGUCCUGCGGGCGCGUGGACGUCGUAGCCCACCACGCCAAUGAGGGCCAGGCGGGCGAGCCCGUCAGUUUCACGAUAAGCACUGUUGCAGCCAUGGGCUCGCUGUAUUCCGUGUACAAGACGAGAAAGCUGAUCCGCCAGGAGCGUCACGAGAUGGAGGCCGCGAAGCAGCUGAUCGCAGAGCAUGCUGCCAGGCUGUCGAAGGGCUGCGCGCUCAUCGACCAGGUCGACCGUAUGCUGGCUGCGCAGCGCCAGUCUCUUGAGAGCGUCUCCCAGGCUCAGCACGAGGAGCUGGUUGUUGCCUGCAACGACCACGACAAGAUCAAGCGAUCGGCCGACUACCUGGCCGGAGAGAUCUUGCAGGUGUGUGAGGAGCUUGCGCCUAGGGCCUCAGCUGCUGCACAGCCUUGUCGCAACCUGUCGGCGGAUCUCCACAGCGGUGGCCUCGGCAGGGCCUGCGCGCUGGUCGACCGCGAGCAGCGCGACGCCUUGUCUCGCCGCCUCGACCUCGACCGCGCCCGCCUCGACGGCCUCAAAGCGGGUCUUGCUUGCCCAGAGUACGGAGAAGCGGCGAGGGAUGGGUUGUUGGCAGGUACGUCUACGGGUUUGUUGGAAGAGCAGGCUGUGGCUCGCAGUGGGGCAGGCGCCAUCGUUGACACGAUCAGCCUGUUGUACUCGAUACUUGGAACGGGCGAUUUUGCGCUCGACCUGGUCGACACCGUGGUGAAUACCAACAGGGGGUUCGUCGCGACAUUUGAUUUCACAGAGAAGCAUGCUCUUGCUGUCCAGGCUCUAAUGUGCAAGAGUUUUUCGAAGUUCUGGGUACAAAUGAUUAUGGCGCACACCGUAACACUCUCUACCGUCUUCGACCAGUACUAUUCGCCUUCCAGGCUGCAGCCUCCGGCAAGCCUUGGCACUCUAACGAUGUUGCCAGACCGCGGUUGGCCACUGGAUACCACGCAGCCUUCGCUGAAGAUGUCUCAGGGGAGCGCUUGGAUCUGCCAUAACGCAAAGCAUUGCCUGGUGCCCGCUGACCCCUAUAUGUCCGAAAGCUCCCGCGCAGGCGGCGUUGGCAACCACAAUCCAGACGUGGGCAGUUGUUCGGUGAAGGAUGGAGAUCAGUUUCUUCUCUGCGGACACGGUGAGGAGGUCACGCUGAUGCUUCCGAAGGUGUGCUUCAACACAUUCUUUACACACAAUGAGCAGAUAGCACCAUCGCUCAAAAUUGUUGGGAGCGCAUAUGUGCAUACAUAUGGCCACGGCAAGGGCCCUCAGCGCGGGCACAGUGGGCUCGGUGGCAACACGCUCGAUUGGGAUCAGUGCCUUCAGCCCUUGCAGCACAUGCACGACGUUGUGCACGGAAGCCGCGACGAGCUGGAGAAGGCGAGCGGCAUGAUGAAAGAUGUCUGCGAGUAGUGCCGUGAGGGUGGGCGUUUUCGGCCCGGCUCUGUCCAGAUCCCACGCGCCAGUCAGCAGCCAAAACUGGCAUGUGUAGUGUACACGCGCGCACAUUUGCCGGGGGACUGGGGCCAGGGGCCCCAUUGGCGGGCGCCCCGACAGACGACCAGGGGACCAGGACGCGUGUGACGGUGGCCCAGAGCGGGCUGUUGGGCCGGAUGGGAUUGGCGAGGGUGCCUACAACGAUUUGGGGUACCUUCCUCUCGCCCACCCGUAACUGCUCCGCAGCGAGUAUCCUUCUGUGGGAUACUUGGCAUGCCACAGGCGCACGGGCGUGUCAGGAUGUGCCGGCGACGCCCGCCAGUGGACAGCCCAGCAUCGUAUGCAUAACAUACAGGAGGUUGUCGCUCAUGGGACUCCCUCCUUUGGAUCAUCUAACCUCCUUCCUCUUCCUCGCGCCUCCCUCCUUCCUCUUCCUCGUGUGUCCCCUGCACUCGCCGUUGGUUCCUGAGCAGCGGCUAUUACUCGACGCGUUAAUCGGUAUGCCCAUCGCGCCUGGGCGUGCAAGGCUGCCAGGCUGAGUUGUAGGUGGCGUCCGCCUUCGGCCAGCUCAGCAAAUUAGAAAAAGC